AUGCGUUCACUUGGUUUCGUCUCAUUUUCUUUCCAGCCUUGUCCAGAAAACUUGACCGACUCCGUGGGUGCAAUCCAGGUCGACCGGACGGUUCCCUCAUGGAAGGAGUUGCGUGCCAAAUACAUUAAGUCGGCACGAUCCCUACCCCAAACAUAUUCCGGAAGUCGGAUUAAUGAUUCACUGCGUACCUGGCUCUUUGUCCACAACUUCAGUCAAGGUGGCACUCCAUCAUUCGGUCUCUGGUCUCCGGUUGAAUGUCGUCCACGCCAAACAGUCGCGGUGAUUAUUCCCUUCCGCGACCGCGAGGCACAUCUACGAGUCUUUCUCAACCACAUGCACACAUUGUUCCGCCAUCAGCAGUUGUUAUAUUCUAUUUUUGUGAUCGAACAAGUCGGCAAAACUAUUUUCAACCGUGCCGCUUUGUUCAACGUUGGUUUUCUCGAGUCCGAUCGGUUGGCCCAAUUCGAUUGUUUUAUCUUCCAUGAUGUGGACUUACUUCCUCAAGACGAUCGGAUUCCGUACCGUUGCACCGAACAACCAAUCCACUUAUCCGUCGCACUGGAUCGAUAUAACUACAAAUUACCUUACGCCACUCUAUUUGGUGGUGCAGUUGCACUAACACGCGAUCAAUUCAAGCGUGUACGUGGUUUCUCUAACUGCUUCUUCGGAUGGGGUGGCGAAGACGAUGACAUGUACAUUCGCGUGCGUCAUUACGGAUAUCAAAUUUUCCGGCAUCCUCCCUCGAUCGCUCGGUACACAAUGCUUUCGCAUACUCGUGAAAAGCUCAACCAACCGAAUCCAGCCAGACACAAACUGCUAUUGAACUCCAGAGAGCGGCUGCUAACUGAUGGGUUCCCGGAAACGGAUUAUACGCUAGUCUCUGCCAAACCGAUGCAUGAUGGUCUGGUUUACUGGAUCGCGGUGGAUUUGGCCGAAAACAGAAUACGACACAAGUUUGUGAGUCUCCUUGUUCCUUGGUGCUUCGUGUACGUCUGCAUUGGAAACGCCAGAUGAUUGUGGCUGCCUACCGGUAUUCCAGCUUAUGUACGCAUACGCACCCAUUAUCUUUGUAGUGACCUACCAGCUCCCUUUCUCUCCUCAAUUGUGGAAAUCGCGCACUUAUAAUUUCUCUCCGUGGCCGUCGCACCUACGAAUACCUGUAACACACGCAUCGUUGCCAUUUAUUCUGCUACCAUUCAACAAUGAACUGAUUGGAUAAAUCAGCACUUCAACUUUCAUCCACUUAUCUUGCGGGUAAUUUCCGCAGCCUUGUUUUCCAUAUUCCUACAUGUUGGUGGUAGCUUUAUGUCGUACCCAUUCAAGGGGAAUACAAUCAAGACCGGUCAUUUCUCCUAUCGCUCUUUCCCUUCUCAUAGCCUCAUCUUUUCGUCUAUUUCUCAGUGACUACUUGUCUACGUCACUUUUUCACUCAAAUGUCCAACCUGGUUCUUCUUCUUCAAUCGUACUUUUUCAGUAAUCACAACACGCUUGGCCUCCUAGGGUUAUGUAUGGAUCUGUAGUGUGGCAUCACAUCC
Messenger RNA from Dicrocoelium dendriticum, 1535 nucleotides. NCBI's taxonomy places the organism in Eukaryota, Metazoa, Platyhelminthes, Trematoda, Plagiorchiida, Dicrocoeliidae. The record is from the annotation of a GenBank genome assembly.